AACAAUGGCUGUUUCCGUGAGAUUAAUGGGUCUGAUAGUAGCAUUUUGUGGUGCAGUUUCCUUCAUAUUUGGAGUUGUUGCUGAGAACAAGAAGCCAGCAGCUGGAACUCCAAUAACAGGGAAAGGUGUUGUUAUCUGCAAGUACUCCUCUGAUCCAACUGUCGUUUUGGGGUAUUUGUCUGUAGCAUUUCUCAUUGCUACUACUGUGGCUGGGUAUUUGUCUCUGUUUUACCCUUACAAAGGAAAAUCUGUUCCACAAAGUGCCUUAUUUAGAAGCACCAGUUUUGUUGUAUUCUUCAACAUUGCUAUAUUUACUACUGGAUUAGCUGCAACAAUGCUAUUAUGGCCAACAAUCCAAGAGCAGAUUCACCAAGCACGCAACGUUCAUAGCAAUCUCAACACGGAUUGCCCGACUGCCAAGACUGGUCUCCUUGGUGGUGGCGCUUUUUUAUCCCUGGAUUCAUCGCUCUUCUGGCUGGUUGCCCUCAUGUUAGCCGACAAUGCACGUGAGGAUUACCUUGAUGAAACAGGAAAGGAUGGUGUGGCUGAACAACAAGAUCAGGUAUACAUAGAUGAUUAUGAUACACGUCAACCCGCCAAGGGCAGUGUGUGAGGUGUUGUGCUUUCGCUUUGGGUUUAGGCUUCUUCUCCAUAUCAUGCAUAAUGAACAACGUUAUGUAAUUGGUGUUGGAUUGUAAAUAUUGUCUUAAGAUCAUUCUGCUUUCAUUUGUCUUCUCUAUUAAGCCGUAGACUGGGUUCUACUUUGUUGCAUGAUAACUUCUAUAAAGGUGGAAUCUUAACUGUC
This is a messenger RNA of Corylus avellana, 805 nucleotides long. Lineage: Eukaryota; Viridiplantae; Streptophyta; Magnoliopsida; Fagales; Betulaceae. The record is from RefSeq and is a predicted model, not a curated record.